AUGGGUAUGUCAAACACUGAAGAGUUACAUUUCAUUGGAUUGGAUGAAGAUUUAUGUAUGCAGAAUUUCAACAAAGCACUUCAUUCUUUGAUUUCUGGUCCUACACCACCACAACGUUAUGCAGCUAGCAUCAUGGUGUGUACAAGUCCAACAAAGAAAAGAGAAAAGAAUAUGAUAGAGGUGAGAGUUCCAAAUCUUGAUUGUGAAGGAUGUGCUUCAAAACUAAAGAAAGCUCUCUUCAAGCUCAAAGGGGUAGAUGAGGUAGAAGUUGAAAUGGAAUCUCAAAAAAUAACAGUGAGGGGCUAUGGCUUGGAGGAAAAGAAGGUUCUCAAGGCAAUCAAACGUGCAGGGAAAGUAGCAGAACCAUGGCCAUUUCCAGGGCAUGCUCAUUUUUCCUCAUUUUACAAGUACCCUAGUUACAUUGUUAACCAUUACUAUGAUGCAUACAAAAGUGAAGCAACCAAUGGAGUCCAUACUUUCUUCCACACCCCUGCAGUGUACUCAGUUGCUGUGGCAUCUGAUGAAGCCUUUGCUUCUCUCUUCAGUGAUGAUAACCCCCAUGCUUGCACUAUAAUGUAA
This is a messenger RNA of Sphenostylis stenocarpa, 579 nucleotides long. Lineage: Eukaryota; Viridiplantae; Streptophyta; Magnoliopsida; Fabales; Fabaceae. The record is from the annotation of a GenBank genome assembly.